Cuscuta epithymum is the source of this 1894-nucleotide messenger RNA. Lineage: Eukaryota; Viridiplantae; Streptophyta; Magnoliopsida; Solanales; Convolvulaceae. The record is from the annotation of a GenBank genome assembly.
UGGAAAUUCCAAAAUAGGACUGCCAUGUUUUUUAUUCCCAAAAUAUGAGUAAUUACUGUCAAGUUUGGAAAAUACUGCCAUGUUUGAAGUCUGGUACUGUCAAAUUAUGACAGUAAUUAGUCUUACUUUGGGAAUAAAAACAUGGCAGCCCUAUUUUAGAAUUUUCAAACCUUUUUAGUCCUAUUUGAGGUAAUAUCUCUAAUAAUAAUAAUAAUAAUAAUAAUAUUUGAAUUAUUGUCCAUUUACGUAUUAUAAUGCAUUUCUUUUCCAACCAAACAAGUAUAAAUGUAAAUUAUGAAGGACUUGUAAAUGGAUACAGCAUAAAGUGAAAUAUAUAUUUAUAUAUAUAAGAACUAUACUUCAUUCAUAAGUUAGUGAAUAUCCCAAAUUGCACUAUAUAUAUGGACACAAUAUGUAGCUCUCUUAUAAUAAUAUACACGUAUGUGUGAAUAUAAAUUGUUCAGUUACAGUUCAAUUUGAGUAGUUAUUUCCUUGAUACUAUACAAUUGUGCGCCUCUAUUUCAUCUCAAAGCUUCAAGGGGAAAGUCUCUUCUUCUUCUGAUCUCUUGGACUUGAAUUGUUUUCAUAUACACACACAUAUUUUGUUCUAAAUUCCUGAGAUUGCGUACAAAGUUAGCUCGCUAGUAAAAUAAUUAAGAAUGGAUCGCAUGGGCAAUAAUCAUUUUCAUUAUUAUUUGUGCUACCAAUGCUAUGAGGGAUUCCGUUCUCCUAAUGUAGUCAAUUCGUGUCCUCUAUGUUUAUCUGAAUUAUUUUUGUAUGAGAUUCAAAGCAAUAUAUUGUACAUUGGGGAUAUCAACAACCAUCGAGCCCCCCCGCUAUUAGUUCAUCAGUGGCAGUCAAGAUAUCAUGAAAAGGCAGAUCCAUGUGUAAAGCUUGAGCGGCCUGGAAUUGUGACCCGUUUAAUAUGGCGAGGAAGAGGUGAGCAACCCCAAACCAAUAGAUGGAAAGGUGGGUUGGAGAAGCUUCAAACCGGCAUCGAACCAGUAAUACAAUGCAGUCAAUGGUAUUGGUGCUACCAUUGUCGUAGACUAGGUCAUGUCACAGAAACAGAUGGAGUCGUUUCAACGACUCCUCCUCUUUCUCUUACUAUUCCUGAAAUCAUGCGGUGUCAGGAAUGCUCACUUGAUAGAGCAGUCAGAUCCACGGUUGCGACAUUUGACACCCAUGACCCCAUUUGCUGGUGUUAUCGAUGUCACAAACCUUAUCAUGUUGGAGGAAUCGUCCAAUCCUCUUUCUCUUCCUCUUCUGAACCGAUAUGUCCUCGGUGUGGGAAUGGUCAGUUCAUGUCACCGUGCGAAUUUCCAGAAAUGUCAUCAUCCACGGGGAUGGUGAAAGAGACUCACCAAUGGACCAUGUGACUACUGAAUUUAGCUGGUUUGUAGAACCGUUAAGCAAUGCACAGUGGGCGCAUGACCAAGAGUAUUUUAGGGGUCCUGAUGCAGCGCUGGGUGUACUGCAACUCAAUCACUUCCUAGGAACAAUAUAUGAGAAAGUACCUUAUCCUCCUCGAGGCAGCGGCCUGCCCACCUCGGAACUAAUGAGUGCGACAACCGCCAGUAGUGCUGUUCGUGAUUCGGAAUUGCCCCGUCCGGCAAUCGGCCAAGAAAGUAAAACUGGUUUGGAAGAACUGAGCGGGAAGGAAAUGAAUGGAAGCUCGAGCCUAAGAGGAGAAAGCGGAAUCAUGAUGUUGCUGUUGGUGGCUGCUUUUAUUGGUGGCCUUUUAUUAUUAAGUUCCUUUAAAUUGAAUUGGUGAAGAUCAUGGCCCUAGUUUAAUUUAUGUAUGUAUGUAUUGUAGUCAGGGAAUUGAUCGAAUAUUAUAUAUUGUAUGUAACCCUAGUCAAACACAAUAAAAGAUGUUGGAAUCCAAUCAAUC